AUGCAUUUUAUGUGGGCUGAGCUAAUCAUGUGUAAGGAAUCGAUUUUGCUUAAACAGUGCGUAGUGAAACUAAGUAGCCGUUCACAGAUAUCCUACUUUCACACUGGCACCUCGUUGCAAGCUAUAGGGCUUUCAGACAAGAACACUCUCGACCUUAUGGAGAAAGAUCUUGCUGAAUUUGGUGUCGCAAUGACACAGGAAGUGACCGAUCUUACCAAUGCAGCAAAAGGAGGUAUUGGCACGGCGACGCACGUUAUAAAAGAACAGGCUCAGUAUCUGGAAAAGUUGGUUGCUCCAGACGUUGAAGAGAAUCCAUUAAUCCCCGAGGUUGAAGCCUCUCCUCCCCUGGCAUCCUACCCACGAGGCGUCUGUGCGACCAUUGAGGGCAUAAAGGCAUGGAUAUUAUCGAAGGCGAACUUCGAUAAUGUUGAUGCUGAGACGCCAGAAGAGAAACUAACACUUCCUGAACGGAACAUGAACAUUGAUGAAUGCAGAGUGUAG
Cylicocyclus nassatus is the source of this 501-nucleotide messenger RNA. The record is from the annotation of a GenBank genome assembly. Lineage: Eukaryota; Metazoa; Nematoda; Chromadorea; Rhabditida; Strongylidae.